GUCAGUGUUUUGGUUAAAUGCAUGCAGAAGUGGUCCAACCAGAGAAACGCUCAAGUGAUUGUAUCGUUUUAAUUUAUUUCAGACAGUUCGUGUGAGCUCUUCUACAAGAACAUUAGCAGGAAGCACGCAAGUGUGAGACCAUGGUGGUGAAUCUCUGCCUGCCACAUUUCAAGACCACCAUCCAGUGUGACAAGCUGUGUGCAGAUGGGUAUGACGUCACCAACCUCCUAUCGGCCGACCCAGCAGUCCGGAGGCGGGGUUUUAAGCUGGAGUACUUCCUUCGGCCACCCGUUCAGGUUACACUGCAGUUUGGUUUCCAGGUGGAAGUGUGUCGGGUGGAUGUGGAACUGUGGCCCUGGGGGAUGGACCGAGGACAGGCCUGCAAGAGGCUGGAGAUCAGCACCAGCUCUGAUCCCCCACUCCCUCACAACCACAGCCUAGAGCAGGGCCAAAGUCAGGCCCAACCAGGCCAAGACAAGGGCCAGCAAUGGGACCAAGCCAAGGCCCAAUUCAAGGGCCACCAAUGGAGCCUCCAGGCCCAACAAUGGAGCCUACAAGGCCAGGAGAAGAGUCAGCAAUGGACCCAACGUGGCCAAACUCAGAGUCACACAGACACCAGCCAGGGGGAUUUCCGCCUAGUGGGACGCUGUGAACUAAGAGAAGAGAUCCAUGUCAGUUUCUCCCAUCCCUGUUUCCGCCCGCGCCCUCCCUUCCCCUCCCUGCCACCGCCUCCCCGAGAGGGGUGUAGACAAGAGGAGCUGUGGAGCAGGGGCCCGCUCUCACUAGGCUCUGUGAAGCAGCUUCGUGUGUCAGUGCCGUACGGUGCGGGUGCCUCCGCGAUGGGGCUCAAGGCACUGGCAGUGUGGGGGCUGCCUUCUCGCUGCUGCCCUCCAGAGGAGGUGGAGAGGGUGAGGAUAGCACAUGAGAACGCUAGCCUGAGACCAGCGCCACAGCUUAGCCACUUGGCAUCAGCGCAGACUUCCCCUGUCAUUCAACCACAGCCGCUGUCACAGACGACAACACCAACGAGCCUCCUGCAGGUCCCUGAGGAGUUCCUGGACCCCCUGACCCAGGAAGUGAUGUUGCUGCCUAUGCUGCUGCCCAGCGGAGUGUCUGUGGACAGCUCCACUCUGGAGGAGUACCAGAGGAGGGAGGCUACCUGGGGUCGUGUCCCCAACGACCCCUUCACCGGUGUUCCCUUCAUCCCUGAGGCACAGGCCCUCCCCAACCCCCACCUGAAGAGCCGCAUCGACCGCUUCCUGCUUCAGACAGGGUUAGAGGUCAGGGAGGGGAUGGUGGGGAGGCAGGUCCAGGGGGAGAAUCCGCACACCUCCAGACUCAUACCCCCACAGAGGACAGGGGACAGUGGGGCCCCUGCAGUCACUAAUGCUGCUGCUGCUAUAGAGUCAGCCAACCACCAGGGUGCACUUAGCAGAAACAGUGGGACUCUCACACAGACUACACAAAAACGGGCAGAAAGUGUUAAUACAGAGAGGAGCCUCUCUACGCAGCACAGGGGAACCGGGGCUUUUAACAACAGGGUGAAGAAUGGGAAUGGGAAGGACCGGUGUGCUGGUAAAGUUGGUCGUAAAGAAGGGGUAGUGGAUAGAGUGAGUUCCCAGGAUGGAGGGCCAGAUUUGGGGACUAGGAGGAAGAGAGAGCUGGAGGUUUGGGCCACUCUGAUCCGCUCUAAGGGAAAGGGUGAGCCCACCGCAGCCAAAGCAGCCUCUGCUAGCGCUGGUCACGCCAAGGAGCUACUUCCUGACUCGAAAAGACUAAGAACAGACACAAACUCCACUAUCUCCACAGCCACAGUUCCCAGCGGUAGCUCCCAUGAGCAGCGUUUGUCUGCCAGUCUAGACCAUGAGCAGCGUUUGUCUGCCAGUCUAGACCAUGAGCAGCGUUCGUCUGCCAGUCUAGACCAUGAGCAGCGUUCGUCUGCCAGUCUAGACCAUAAGCAGCGUUCGUCUGCCAGUCUAGACCAUGAGCAGCGUUCGUCUGCCAGUCUAGACCAUGAGCAGCGUUCGUCUGCCAGUCUAGACCAUGAGCAGCGUUUGUCUGCCAGUCUAGACCAGGCCCUUCUCUCAGCUCUGCAGGGUCGACCCUCCUUUACCUCCUACACCUCCCAAACCCCCCAGGUCCAACACAAACACACAGACACACCUGCUGACACCCCAACAGCGUUUCCUAUUUCUCUCCUUCCCCCCCUUCUCUCUCCCCUUCCCUAUCUCUCUCUCCCAGGUGAGAACAGGUGUGGUUCUUGUUCCUGCUCUCUGUCCGUCUACUCGACCUCUCCGUCAGCGUACCGCCUGCCCUGUGGUCACUUCCUGUGCCGCCCCUGCCUACACAGGAAGCCCCGCCCACUUGUCACCACAGCAAUGCCCAAUCACAUCCUAUGUCCCACCUGCAAUAGCCCUGCCUCUUCCAGUGACAUCACACGCGUGCAUCACUGAAUGGAAAAAUGUGUGGCAUUAACCACUGAACUGAACAACCCACGUGACUCCCAACCCACGUGUUGUUAACCACCACCGGACACACGGUCACCCACUCACUGUACAUGCCUGUGCUCUUCACUGCACACGUGAGCAGCGGAAUAGCAGUGGACAUUGGAGGAAACAGAUUACAAUGGGACUCUUUAUUAUCCCUUGGGCCUUGAUAAACAGUUACUUAAACUCCACCUGUCUUGUGCUGCCCCUCUACCCCACUCCCCAACGGAAGUCAUUAAAAUGUUUACAGACUGA
Coregonus clupeaformis (lake whitefish) is the source of this 2741-nucleotide messenger RNA. RefSeq names its product RING finger protein 37. Gene Ontology annotation, molecular function: ubiquitin protein ligase binding; ubiquitin-ubiquitin ligase activity. The record is from RefSeq and is a predicted model, not a curated record. Gene Ontology annotation, biological process: protein polyubiquitination. Gene Ontology annotation, cellular component: nucleus. Lineage: Eukaryota; Metazoa; Chordata; Actinopteri; Salmoniformes; Salmonidae. The coding region runs from base 141 to 2453 and encodes 770 amino acids. The transcript has 7 exons.